This is a messenger RNA of Cladophialophora bantiana CBS 173.52, 1116 nucleotides long. RefSeq lists its product as uncharacterized. The transcript has a single exon. Gene Ontology annotation, molecular function: acyltransferase activity, transferring groups other than amino-acyl groups. Gene Ontology annotation, biological process: biosynthetic process. Lineage: Eukaryota; Fungi; Ascomycota; Eurotiomycetes; Chaetothyriales; Herpotrichiellaceae. The coding region runs from base 1 to 1116 and encodes 371 amino acids. The record is from RefSeq and is a predicted model, not a curated record.
AUGAACGGGCAAAACUACGACGCCACCGGUGUCGAGUUCUACACGAUCGAAAACUUCUCCUUCUCAAGCGGCACGACGCUGCACGACGUGCGCGUCGCAUAUCGAAGCUACAACCCGUCGUCCACCGCCGGCGUUGUGCUAAUCCCGACAUGCUACUCUGGGCUCAUCAACACGACAUUGACAUUUACCUCUGCUCCGAAUGAUGCUCUGGCAAAGUACCACGUCGUGGUGGUGGCGAUGCUGGGCAACGGCGAGAGCGCCAGCCCGUCGAACAAGCCCUUCUUCCCGGAGCCGGGCGAGUUGCGGUACGAGGACGUGAUCCGCGCGCAGCACGCUCUUGUGACGGAGCACCUCCAAGUCCCCACGCUGGAAGCGGUCGUGGGCUUCUCCAUGGGCGGCCAGCAGGCGUACCACUGGGCGGUCAUGUACCCUGGGUUCGUGAAGCGAAUCGUGGUCAUCUGCUCCGCGGCGCGGACGAGCCUGCACAACUACGCGUUCCUCGAGGGUCCCAUUGCUGCGCUGACCAGCUCGAUCGACUACGUCGCCUGGAAGGCCAUGAAGGAGAAGAUGGCGCGCGGAGAGAACGUCGGCGUCAACCUCAAGGAGGUCGUUCCCAAAAGGGGGCUCAGGGCCUUUGCCCGCGCGUACGGCGCCUGGUUGACCAGCACGGCGUGGUUCCGCGAGCGCCAGUUCACGACGCUCGAGGGCAGGCCGGGCAGCGUGGAGGAGUGGAUGAAGAUGCGCGAGGAAGGGUAUUUGGGCUGGGAUGCCGAGGACCUGCUCGCGCUGGCGCGCAUGUGGCAGAUGGGGGAUAUUGGGACCGUUAUCCCCUCCUCGGACGCUGCCGGGGCCGUGCGCUGCGAACUAGGCGGCAAGGUCCCCGACGACAACCUCUACCGCGCGGCCCUGGGAUCCAUCCAGGCCAAGGCGCUGCUCAUGCCGUGUCGGACAGACCAGUACUUCCCCCCCGAGGACUCGGAGAUCGAGAUGCGGCACCUCAAGCAUGGGAGACUGGCGGUGAUUGAGAGCAUUUGGGGCCAUACGGCGGGCGGCGGCUUGAAUCCCGAGGACACCGAGUUCAUGAAUGCGCGGAUCGCGGAGUUGAUGAAGGAAUGA